GAGAGAGAGAGAGAGAGAGAGAAGAUCAUCCAACUGAACUUACCUGGAUCAAUUUCUUCCCUCUAUUAUCAGGAAUAAGUUUUGUAACUGAGGCUGGCCUUGAACUCCUGAUGUCCCUGCCUUCACCUCCACAGUCGUGGGAUCAUAAGCAUGUGCCACCAUACCUGACUAAUUUCCUGCUUUUAAUUCCUAAUCACUCCACUGAGUAUCCAAGGAAUUGGUUAUCAGUGUCAGCUUUGAACGACUAAAGUUGCCGCUGGAUGUUUAGAAUGGACUUGCAGCUCUCUCUUGCCCUCCACUCAGUAGCGUUCCCUUAGAGGUGAUAUGUGUUUGCUACUUUGCAGCCAUUCUGCACUCCAAUGGAGAUGAGAUGAGAGGAACGUGCUCUCAAACGGCCAGUCCAGGGAAAGGAAAAUGAUCUCAUUUAUCACUGGGAAGACGUUACUGUAGUGUAACUCAUUCAGGGUAUCACCCUUUUUUGAAAAAGAGGGUCGCAGACAAAGUUAAAUAAUGGCAGAGACAAGUCUGUUAGAGUCUGGAGCCUCGGCAGCCUCCACAGCUGCUGCUCUGGAGAACCUGCAGGUGGAGGCAAGCUGUUCCGUGUGCCUGGAGUAUCUGAAGGAGCCGGUCAUCAUCGAAUGCGGGCACAACUUCUGCAAAGCGUGCAUUACCCGCUGGUGGGAGGACCUAGAGCGGGACUUUCCUUGCCCUGUCUGUCGGAAGACAUCCCGAUACCGGAGUCUCCGGCCUAAUCGACAACUAGGCAGUAUGGUAGAAAUUGCCAAGCAGCUACAGACGGUCAAGCGGAAGAUCAGAGACGAGAGCCUCUGCUCCCAGCACCAUGAAGCCCUCAGCCUCUUCUGCUAUGAAGACCAGGAGGCUGUCUGUUUGAUAUGUGCAAUUUCCCAUACCCACCGCGCCCACACCGUCGUGCCACUGGACGAUGCUACACAGGAGUACAAGGAGAAACUGCAGAAGUGCCUGGAGCCCCUGGAACAGAAGCUACAGGAGAUCACCUGCUGCAAAGCCUCUGAAGAAAAGAAACCAGGGGAGCUCAAGAGACUCGUGGAGCGCCGCCGACAGCAAAUCUUAAAGGAGUUUGAAGAGCUCCACAGGCGACUGGAUGAAGAGCAGCAGACGCUCCUCUCACGACUGGAAGAAGAAGAGCAGGACAUUCUACAGAGACUUCGAGAAAAUGCUGCUCACCUUGGGGACAAGCGCCGCGACCUUGCCCACUUAGCUGCUGAGGUGGAGGGCAAGUGCUUACAGUCAGGCUUCGAGAUGCUUAAGGAUGUGAAAAGUACCCUGGAAAAAUGUGAGAAGGUGAAGACCAUGGAGGUGACUUCAGUUUCUAUAGAGCUGGAAAAGAACUUCAGCAAUUUCCCCCGCCAGUACUUUGCCCUAAGGAAAAUUCUUAAGCAUCUAAUUGCGGAUGUGACUCUGGACCCCGAGACAGCUCAUCCUAACCUCGUCCUGUCAGAGGAUCGGAAAAGUGUCAAGUUUGUGGAGACAAGACUCCGAGACCUCCCUGACACACCACAGCGUUUCACUUUCUACCCCUGUGUCUUGGCUACUGAAGGCUUCACCUCAGGUCGACACUACUGGGAGGUGGAGGUGGGCGACAAGACCCACUGGGCAGUGGGCGUGUGCCGGGACUCUGUGAGCAGAAAGGGCGAGCUGACGCCACUCCCUGAGACUGGCUACUGGCGUGUGCGGCUGUGGAACGGGGACAAGUAUGCAGCCACCACCACACCUUUCACCCCUUUGCACAUCAAGGUGAAGCCAAAGCGUGUGGGCAUAUUCCUAGACUAUGAGGCUGGCACGCUGUCUUUUUACAACGUCACAGACCGCUCACACAUCUACACCUUCACUGACACUUUUACUGAAAAACUUUGGCCCCUCUUCUACCCAGGGAUCCGGGCUGGUCGGAAGAAUGCUGCACCACUUACCAUCAGGCCCCCAACAGAUUGGGAGUGACAGGAGAUGCAGCUUCAUUGGGGUGAGGCAGGGUCAGGAGCGAUGGGCCUUCUUAACUGGCCUGCUGGAAUGUCUUGGUGUCUGUGUGGUUCCAGUCCUGAGCCAUCUUGAGACACCACCUGGUCUCGUUUGUGUGAAGGAGUAAAGAUAGGACUGGGCUGCACGACAGAGCACAGACAGUGCCCUCCUCACUGUGGGGGAGAGUUGGGUGCCCAGGGGCUUGGAAUCUCUGGUGCCCAGCAGGUUUCCUAUUGCACAAGGACAGGUCAGGGGAGAAAAGGCCUUUCUAGAAACAAAGCGUCUGUGUUGACAGGGUCUUAACUUGCUUAAAAUGCAGGAAGCAGAAACCUUUAAAAGGCUUCUGUGACUCAGAAUAGCCCUGUUCCUUGUGGUAGUGCAUAGGGAUCUGUAUACUUCUGUGUUGGAAAGAUGAGCAGCAGCUGCUGUCAGGAGGCUAGAAGUUGAGGGACUUUUCUGAGGGCCGUGACUGGGCCGUAAAGUUAGGAGGAUCAGGGAAGAGGCUAAUGGAACAUUUCUAGAAAUGAAUGAAGAGAAGGGGGACUUCUUUGGUCUUCUGUUGUUAAGGUAAUGCUACCACUACCCAUACAAUUAGCCACAGGUUCAAACUUGGGGAGAAGGAAAGAGUGGAAAGAAAGGAGAACUAGGUCUUAAAGCUGGUUGUCUCCCAGAAGUAGGCUCCCCUUAGAGGUGAGACAGAAGAAAACCUGCAAGAUACAAACCUGCCCUUCCACUGCUUUCCUAAGGCCCUUCAGGAAGAGUCAGGUAUUAGAGGAAAGGGAAAGGUACCCACAGCCCUGGCCUUAACGAAUGUUCCUAAGUAGUUCUUCCCAGGCUGCCCACAUGUCCCCUGGCGCAGAUGUUCAAGCCAGAAAGGAAGAAAGUAACAGAGUCUUUCUCACCCCAUGAGCACAGGGUAGAAGAGGGUGGUUUGUGUAGCAAAGGGCCAGAUAGACAGCUUAGCUUCUAUUAGCAUUCAUCACCCUUUGACAUUCCCCUUUUCAGAGAAUGUAAACCAUUUUAACAUUAGGCCAGAGUAACCUAUAGGGUACAUAUGUUGUCACAAAAGGUAACACGAUGCAUGCCAAACCAAACAGCUUGGAUUAUCUGCCUGGGUAAUCUUCACGGAAGACUGGGAUGAGGUGCUGCACUGAGGGCGUCUCAGCCCCUCCUACCACCUCAGCAGGAUUUUGUCCACUCUCCUCUUACCUUUGUGCCUUGACUGUGGGUCUUUGUGGCAAGAUAAUUUGGCUGGUCAAAAUAUGGAACAAAGGAUCCACUGAUGUGA
Psammomys obesus (fat sand rat) is the source of this 3283-nucleotide messenger RNA. It is a transcript of the gene Trim39, whose product is annotated as tripartite motif containing 39. The record is from RefSeq and is a predicted model, not a curated record. The coding region runs from base 511 to 1977 and encodes 488 amino acids. Gene Ontology annotation, molecular function: protein binding; zinc ion binding. Gene Ontology annotation, biological process: positive regulation of apoptotic signaling pathway; protein stabilization; negative regulation of proteasomal ubiquitin-dependent protein catabolic process. The transcript has 7 exons. Lineage: Eukaryota; Metazoa; Chordata; Mammalia; Rodentia; Muridae.